Molecule: messenger RNA, 884 nt
Organism: Aedes albopictus (Asian tiger mosquito)
Lineage: Eukaryota; Metazoa; Arthropoda; Insecta; Diptera; Culicidae
Exons: 3
Source: RefSeq, a predicted model, not a curated record
AAACCAUUCAGUUGUUCUUAUCACUUCGACAGGGACAGUUCUGCACAGAAGAGCCAGCAGCGCUAGAGUAGCCACAGCCAUGAAACGCACUUUCAACGAUUACGAACCUACAAUCUGCUACAACAAAGCACCUGCGUCGGUGGUGUCUCCGGAAUGGUGCCAAACCCGGCGGUCCUCGGCCUUGGCUGGCUCCCUGGUGCAAGAGCUGAUAGUACCGAAAAAAUCCGGCCGAGCAUGGAAACUGCUGGCCGGUGACCUGUGCCGAGUCACCCUCAACGAAGGUUCCCAGGUGGGAGAUAUGAACUUCUGGAAUCUGCACAACCCAAAGGAACGCUUCUACUCGGGAAAAACACGACAACUGCACGCAUCGCACCUGAAGACAUAUGACCGGCUGUGGAGCAGUUUUCCGUACUUGCGUCCGAUGGCAACCUUUGUGACGGAUUCGCUCGCUGAUUACGGCAUCGAUAAGGACGGUGGAGCGCUGCAUGACGUGAUUGGGACGCGCUGUGACGACUACACGUACUAGCUGAUAACGGGAAGGGAUCGCGUUGGGAGUUGCCACAGUUACCUCACGGAAGCUGUCAAGGAAUUUGGCUUGUUGGAGUCGGAUGUGCACGAUGUGUGGAAUAUCUUUAUGUGCACGGGAUUUACUAGGGAUACUCAACAAUAUUUCUGCAAGCCAAGUCCCGCCAGGAUGGGAGAUUUUAUUGAAUUCAUUGCCGACAUGGACUUGUUGGUUGCACUGAGUGCCUGCCCUCAAGGUGAUGUUUCCUUAGUCGUUGGACAGGAAGUUCCGGAUGAGAAAUGCUUUCCAUUGAAAGUAGAGGUGUAUCGCCCUUGCAAGUGAUAGUCGAAAUAUAUCAAGUUACAGGCUUAAAGUUUCA